Acipenser ruthenus (sterlet) is the source of this 1440-nucleotide messenger RNA. RefSeq names its product leucine-rich repeat-containing protein 72-like. The transcript is spliced from 3 exons. NCBI's taxonomy places the organism in Eukaryota, Metazoa, Chordata, Actinopteri, Acipenseriformes, Acipenseridae. The coding region runs from base 121 to 435 and encodes 104 amino acids. The record is from RefSeq and is a predicted model, not a curated record.
ACAGUUUUUAUUCUUUAGUGGCAAUAUCAACGGAGCCCAGCUCUACUGGGAGAGCUGGAGAAACUCACCACCUUGAUUCUGGACUGCAACAACUACACGUCACAUGUGAAGUUCCCAUUCAUGCCCAGUGUCACAACGGUGUGGAUAAACAAAAACAAAAUAAAAAACCUGCCCACAUUUGUCGAAGAAGUAAGAAGGAAGUUCCCUAACAUCAGAAUUCUCAGUAUGAUGAACAACGAAGCUGCACCAAGUUAUUUUAAUGGAGGGAGUCUGUGUCAGUAUCUGGAUUACAGACAGUAUGUUAUCAGCCAGAUCCCAGGUUUGGAGGUGCUGGAUGACAAAGAAGUUUUGGAAGAGGAGCGCAUUGAAGCUCAAAACGUGUAUAAGCUCCAGAGAUCAAGUGUGUUCAAGAAGAAAAAGGACAUAAGAAAAUAACCCCAGCUCAGGCUGAUCUUCGCAAUCUUCACACUUCAUACUUCAUACGUCAUACUGCCCUACAGUCUGCAGCAGCCAUGCAGAAGUAUACAUACUGGGUACACCAGUAUGUAUAAAUAAUAAUGGCACCUUGUUUGUUAUGUGCAUCCCCCUUGCUGUAAUGUGCUCUAAAAAAUCUAUUUGAGCCCUAUCCUAGCAGAGUAUUAAUUGAUCAAAUCAACCCCUUACAGCUUAAACUUUUAACAGUGCUUGUAUGCUUUUAAAAAAAUGUUAUUUUGCAUAAUCUAUUUAUUCAUUCUUUUCUUUUCCCUGUUUUCCUUAUUUUAAAAUUCCUUCUACCAAAAGUUUGGCUUAGAUAUCACGUUAAACCAAGUAUCGACUUGGAGUGGCCUUAAAUUAAAAAAUAUAUAUUUAUCAGUUAACUGAUUUUCAAUUUGGAACUAAGUGAUCUUUCCUAGACCUGUAUACAGGUCUGCAGUGUUGAAAGAGUGAGUUAAAGGCUGUUUUUAAAAGAGUGUUUCUAAAGAAAUCAUGAAUAUCACUCUUUAUUGUAUUCUGUUAAAAUAUGGAUGCACUGAUUUCUUCCUACUGGGAACCAUAGUUUGGACUGACAGAGUCCCAAUUCUAAUAUGUUUUAAUGGAAACUAACAGGAUUCAAAUCAGUACAAGUGGUAGAUAGAAACAUAUCAUUUCAGUUUAAUUUUCAUAAAUCUCACUUAUAACUACAUGAACAGUGUAUUUAAGCAUGUUCUUUCAUGAAUUCAUUUUGAAUACAAUUUGAGAAAUACUAACAGUGUAUACAGCUGCACCUGUAUGACAUAUAUUUAUUCAUAUACAUUCAUAUCAUUUUUUUUGGACUACUGCAUUAGGUUCAGCGUUUACAAGGCUGCAUCUUACCAGCAGAGGGCACUGUUGGAGCGAGAACAAGAACGUUAAGGUUGCUGAGAUGUGUUUAUAUUGCUUGUAUUUAUAAUGUUGCAGUGCUGAAUGCAUUAAAUGAUAUAU